Chanos chanos (milkfish) is the source of this 2208-nucleotide messenger RNA. RefSeq lists its product as uncharacterized. The transcript has a single exon. NCBI's taxonomy places the organism in Eukaryota, Metazoa, Chordata, Actinopteri, Gonorynchiformes, Chanidae. The record is from RefSeq and is a predicted model, not a curated record. The coding region runs from base 1 to 2208 and encodes 735 amino acids.
AUGCAGCAAGUGGUGAAAACAGUUCAGAGCUUCAGUAAAGCAUCAGAUUGCAGAGAUGACACCCAACUGAUAAUGAAGCCAUACGCAAACUGGGAGAGCUAUAUAACACCAGCACCCCUCUCCAUUGCCAUACUGGGAGAAUUGGUCUACAUCUCUUCUGGAGACGAUUUCUCCAUAAACAAAAAUCCACCAAAGGAUGGUUUCAAAUUCAUUAGGUAUCCGGAGUCGUUCCGUGCCUGUCUCAUGCAGGUGUGCAAUGCUGGAUGGAGGGCUUUUAAUGAAGCUCACAAAAACAUGGAUCAGAUUCGCCUUUACACUAUACAAGUCCCUGAGUACAUCAAGACGUCUGUGUCAAUUCUUCUCCAGGACAAUGAUGAAAUUGUUGAAGCCCUUCUCCCGGGUCAACUUCAAAACAUUGAAACCGUCGCAGAUGAAUGCUUACGACUGGCUACUCUGACUGAAAACCAGUUCAUGGUGGUUAUUGAUUUGAUCCAGGAGCUCUUGGAGGCAAGCAUAAAUGCCAGACAAAGCUAUGAGGAGGAAACUGAAGAAAUCAAGAAGCGUUUAGAGGCAGAAAAAUUGCGUGAGGAGGCAUCUAGGAAAGCCACUGAAAGGGCCAAUAAAGCAUUGGAGCAACUUAAAACGCAGCUGUCUGAAGUUGAAGCUACUUACAAAACAGCCAUGGACUCCCUGCCUGGUGUAUGGGGACAAUUUGGGAUGAACCUGGCUGAAACUGUCAAAGACACAACAACAUCCCUUGUCAGUGGCUUUGUCAAAGUAUCUACUCAGGGGCUGGUGCCAGUGGUUAUUGAAAAGACCGUAGGUACUAUUGUAAAAAUUGUUAAAACAGUCUCAGACCGUGGAAACCCUGACCCUAACCUUAUGCCAAAAGACGAUAAGAGUGAAGAAGUAAUUUCAGAGGAUGGCAGCAAGAACAAUCCAUUUUCUUCCAAUAGGAUUUAUUCCAAUUCUAGCACAUUCUUGUGUUUGAGUUCACAAAUGAGGGUUUUUGUGGAUGACAGUAAAAUAAAGUGGUCUGAAGUGUAUGAUCAGAAGACUGAGUCUGCCAAGGGGCCUGAUUUCCUGAAGAAAAUGUUUGAGGAAAGAAAAGCCAAAAUAACCGAAGAAGAAGAAUGUGACCCUAAAGAAGAAGCCCUGCAGAUCUGUGACAAGGCCAUUUCUAUUUGCUCUGAACUGGCCAAAUAUGGUCGUGAGGGAAAGUGUGAGGAUUCUAAGAUGAAAGAGCUGGUCCAGGCCAUCCAAGAUCUAAAUGAUUCUGCGCUGCUUUUUGACUCCAAGAGCAAGGCCUUCACAAAUAGUCCAGCUUUCACUGUUCAACCACCACACCUGAGCAAAAUGCAGAGAAACAGUGAGGGCAAUGAGACCCUGGCUGACUACAAUGUCAGGAUCGCUCGCUACCGCAUAGAGCAGAGCAAAGCUCAACUGGACAGAGUGACAAAAAUGUAUCAGCAGAGUGAAGAAUAUUACGAAAAGAACGAAAAGGAGCUUAAUGAAAUCUUGGUCACCAUGCAGAGUCUCUGUCACAAAGAAAUAGACUUCAACAAAAAGAUCGAAAUUCUGGUCAAGGGGAUGGAUGCCAUGGGCAAAGUGAAGGAACAGUGGGAGAAAAUAGUGUGUCUGUUCCAGAUGGUCUCAAACAUUAUAAAGACCACCCUCAACACGUCUCUGAACAAUUUUGUGAAUAAAGUAAGCAAAGUAGCGAGACUUAACACGAGGUACACAUCAUCAAUGUUCCUAAAAGACACAAUUUAUACCAAUGCCUUUCAAGCCUCCAACUACGCUGCUCUCGUCAACAUGAUCUCUACGACCUAUGUUGAAGUGUCUGAGCAGUACCUGAUGGAAAGAGUAAGUGCCCUUGGCAGACUGAUGACCAUGGAUGCUAAACAGCAUAACUUGGAAUCAGAGCGCAGGAAGUUGGAGAAUGCUUGCAAGGAAGCAAUGGAAGGCAUCACACAGCUUGUCCGGAAGCACAAGACCGAUUUUGAGAGCAAGUCUCAGGAACGAGUCAACAAGAUCAAGGGAGCAUUGGAUGCAGUGAUGCCUCCAGCAGCAGCUGGAGAAGAGGAGAAAAUAAAGAAGUUGGUGGAGGAUGGAUUUAAGAAGACAUGGGAAAAGAAGAAUUCAUUGGAACCGACAGAAGUUGGAUUCAAGGGAGUGACACAGACAGAUUUAGAUCAGUUUUCCUAA